Molecule: messenger RNA, 2980 nt
Organism: Megalobrama amblycephala (Wuchang bream)
Lineage: Eukaryota; Metazoa; Chordata; Actinopteri; Cypriniformes; Xenocyprididae
Gene: pde1ca
Product: phosphodiesterase 1C, calmodulin-dependent a
Exons: 18
Coding region: 294-2615 (773 amino acids)
Biological process (GO): signal transduction
Molecular function (GO): 3',5'-cyclic-nucleotide phosphodiesterase activity
Source: RefSeq, a predicted model, not a curated record
AGCGGGAGGGAGAGAGAAAGAGAGAGAGAGAGAGAAACAUCUCCCAUCUGUGUGUUUAUUCUCUUUACAGUGUAAGAAAGGCAGGCAACAGAGAAACAGACCUGUAUGAUGAGCACAAGAGGGAUUUUUACAGAUGGGAUGGGGUCCCUGCAGGAGAUGCCAACCCUGUGACUUCCUUUUCUAAUGAUCCUCUCUGAUCUUUGACGUCCCUGCUCAGAGCACGCUUUCCCACCUGAGGAGUCUGUUCCCAGAGUUUCUCUCCCCUUGCAGACGGACGGAGUCAACUGGAGAAGAUGUCAGAGCUAAGCUCCAAAAAACAAGGAUUUAAAAAAUGCCGGAGUGCCACUUUCAGCAUUGAUGGCUUCAGUUUCACUAUUGUGGCGAAUGAAACGGGAGAGAGCAGCUCGAGACCUCUGGCACGCUUCGCACGUUCCAAGUCACAGAAUGCUUUGUGGAACGCCAUCACAGCAGGCAUCGGGAUCAAGGACAAGGACAAGCGGGGUAUUCUGAUUGACCCUCGGAGUCCGGAGGAGAUUUUAGCUGAUGACCUGCCCUCUGUCGACAGUCCUGAUGCCAUGGAGAAGACCGCCAUCAGGCUGAGAUGUUUGGUGAAACAGUUGGAGAGAGGUGAGGCUUCUGUUGUGGACCUGAAGAAAAACCUAGAAUAUGCUGCAUCCGUUUUGGAGUCUGUCUAUAUUGAAGAGACGAGGCGGUUGGUGGAUACAGAAGAUGAGCUCAGUGACAUCCAGUCCGACUCGGUUCCCUCAGAAGUGCGUGAUUGGUUGGCAUCAACUUUCACACGUCAGAUGGGGCUGAUGUUAAGACGGUCGGAGGAGAAGCCACGAUUUCGCAGCAUUGUGCACGCAGUGCAAGCUGGGAUAUUUGUAGAAAGGAUGUACCGACGGACCUCCAACAUGGUGGGGCUGAGCUAUCCGCCCAGCGUGAUCACGGCCUUGAAGCAUGUGGACACAUGGUCGUUUGACGUCUUCACACUGAAUGAUUCCAGUGGAGAUCAUGCACUGAAAUUUAUUUUUUAUGAACUUCUGACCAGAUAUGACUUAAUCAAUCGCUUUAAGAUCCCUGUUUCUGCUCUGGUGUCUUUUGUGGAGGCCUUGGAGGUGGGCUACAGCAAACACAGAAACCCGUACCAUAACCUAAUCCACGCCGCCGACGUCACCCAGACAGUGCAUUACCUUCUGCUCAAGACCGGCAUGGUUAAUUGGUUAACUGAGUUAGAGAUCUUCGCUAUGCUGUUUGCCGCGGCUGUGCACGAUUACGAACACACUGGCACUACCAACAACUUCCAUAUACAGACCAGAUCCGACACAGCGAUUCUAUACAACGACCGUGCCGUGCAGGAAAACCACCACGUGAGCGCUGCAUAUCGCCUCCUGCAGGAAGACGAUGAAAUGAACAUCCUCUACAAUUUGUCGAAAGAUGACUGGAGAGAAUUGCGGGCCCUGGUGGUCGAGAUGGUCCUGGCCACCGACAUGUCCUGUCACUUCCAGCAGAUUAAAGCCAUGAAGAACUUCCUCCAGCAGCCAGAAGCGAUUGAUAAACCCAAGGCCUUAUCCCUGUUACUGCACACCGCUGACAUCAGCCACCCUGCCAAAAACUGGAACAUGCACCACCGCUGGACCACCUCGCUGCUGGAGGAGUUCUUCAGACAGGGUGAUAAGGAGGCAGAGCUUGGACUUUCUUUCUCUCCUUUAUGUGACCGCAAGUCUACCAUGGUGGCCCAGUCUCAGAUCGGUUUCAUUGAUUUCAUCGUGGAGCCGACCUUCACUGUACUGACAGACAUGAUUGAGAAAAUCGUGACUCCGCUGAUCGAAGAGGCCUCACCCGCUGGCCUGGCUGGAUUCAGGCGGUCCAGUCUGAAUAACAUCCCGUCGGAUGGUAAACGGUCUAGUGUGAGAAGCACUGGUUCGGAGGGCGGCACUUCCCAUAACUGCUCCAUAAACGCCGUCGAUUUUAAGACCUUCAAAGUCACCUGGAACGAGGAAGUGCAUAAAAACCGAGAAAAAUGGAAAGCACAAGCUGCCAAAGAUCUAGAAGAGAAGGCCAAACAGGAAGAGAUCGAGGAGAAAGAGAAGAAAACGGACACAGACACACACAGCAGUGACAGCAAAGAUGAUAAUACUAAAACAGAAGACAAAAUCAACACAGACUCAAGUGUGAAAUCUCAAGACAAACAGAAGGAAGACACAAGGCAAGAGAAGUUUGCAAAGACAGAUCGAGAAGACUCGAGUAAAGCUACAGUUGAUAACAAGGAACCCAGAGAGGAAGAGGGCAAUAAAGACCCAGGGGGGGUGAAUGGGGCUCAAACACCAGCGUCUGAUGCCAAAGAGCCCGAGACCAGCAGUGACACGGACAACAGUCUGCGAGCACACAAUGGAAACGAGGAACUGAACUCACCUGACAGUGACGACAGUGAAAGCAAGAGAUCAGACGCUCCGACCCGCCGCAAAUACCACCUGGUCAGAUACAGUAAAAAACCCAGUUACUGUGCCAACUCCUACUUGCCCUCCCGCCCGCAGAAAGAGGACACCAAACCCACAGACCCCCGUAGCAAGGCCAGACAUCUCCAGAGCAUCUCUCUGAGACGGGGGAGGUGACCCCAUCUACAGCACUGCACACACUCGAGUCUGCUUCACACACAGCAAUACGUCUGUUCUGCAGUGAUGUUGUAGCUGAGUGAUGCUAUUUCAGUUCAACCCAAAAUCAAGGGGAAAAAAUUAUAUUUUUCAUAAAGACAAUACAAUAAGGUUGUUUACAUUGUGACAUUAUUUCUAUAAAAAAUUAAGCAGUUCCCUAAAGAUUCGUAUUACUGUAGUGUAUCUGGAUGUUUUACCUAUAAGUUUUUUUUAAUCAAAUGAUUAUUUAUAAUUGUAUAUGUAUAUACUAUAUUCUAAUGUUCAUAGAUCAUAUUACAUUAAUUAAUAACUAUAUAUAUAUAUAUAUAUACAGUACAGUCCAAAAG